This is a messenger RNA of Helicoverpa zea (corn earworm), 1362 nucleotides long. Its product is annotated as L-threonine ammonia-lyase-like. Gene Ontology annotation, molecular function: L-serine ammonia-lyase activity; threonine deaminase activity. NCBI's taxonomy places the organism in Eukaryota, Metazoa, Arthropoda, Insecta, Lepidoptera, Noctuidae. The coding region runs from base 1 to 1347 and encodes 448 amino acids. The transcript has 9 exons. Gene Ontology annotation, biological process: L-threonine catabolic process; L-serine catabolic process. The record is from RefSeq and is a predicted model, not a curated record.
AUGUCGAAUCCAAAAGACGAUCCCGAAUACGAUGAGUGGUGCGAUCCAGACAACCCACGUAAAGUCAAAUAUGAGGAUAUACUGGCUGCAUCACGACGUAUUGUAGGACAAGUAAUACGGACACCAUGCGUGAGAGCUCACAUGUCAACAAAACUGGGACUGGAAUUGUAUAUGAAACAGGAAUUCUUUCAAGUCACAGGAUGCUUCAAGGAACGCGGAGUACGAAACACUUUGUUGUUGCUUACUGAUGAUCAAAAGAAGUAUGGAGUAGCUGCUGCCAGUACCGGGAACCACGCUGGAGCGUUGGCCUACCACUCCGCUCAGAUGGGCAUACCUAGCCUGGUGGUGAUGCCCGUUCACGCUCCCAUCACCAAAAUAAAUAAAGCUGAAAGAUCAGGAGGCAAGAUAGUUUUACACGGAGCGAAUAUGGCUGAGGCGAAACAUUUUGCUAUGUCAAUGGCGAAAGAGAAGAAAAUGAUGUAUAUUAACGGCUACGAUCAUCCGAAUGUCAUUGAGGGACAGGGAACCAUUGGCAUAGAGAUAAUAGAACAGCUGCCUUCCGUAGAUGCUGUACUGGUACCUUGCGGCGGAGGAAGUCUGCUGGCUGGGAUAGCCAUCGCUGUAAAACAUCUCAAACCGGACUGCGAAGUCUAUGGUAUAGUAACAGAUAAAACAUUCAGUAUGGUAGAGGCUCUAAGGAAGAAUGAACGUAUCUGCAUAACACUGGAGCCAUCGAUAGCUGAUGGAUUAGCAGUAAACAAAGUCGGUGUCAACACGUUCCACAAUGUGAAGGGUCUCGUCGACAAAAUGAUUAUUGUAAGAGAGGAUUGGGUGGCUCGUGCUAUUAUGCAUGUCAUUGAAGAGGAAAAAGUCGUUAUAGAAGGCGCCGGUGCAGUAGGCAUUGCAGCUAUUAUGGCCGGCUUGUUUCCUAACUUAAAAGGCAAAAAAGUGGUAGCAGUCUGUUCUGGGGGUAACAUCGAUGCGACUACCCUAUCGCGCGCGCUAGAGCGGGGCAUGGCGGCGGAGGGUCGGCUGGUGAAGUUCAAGGUGACGGUGUCGGACCGGCCCGGAGGCCUGGCUGACCUGUGCAGCAUGCUCGCAGGCAUCGGAGUCACCAUGCGGGACUGUGUGCCGGAACGUGCCUGGGUCAAGGGUGAUGUUUUCAGUGUCCAGUUGAAAGUGAUUGUUGAAACCAGAGGAUGGGACCAUACUAAAGAGUUGGUCGAGUCUAUCAAGAAACACUAUAAAGAGUACUUCUUCCAAGAGAUGACAGAGCGCUCCGACAAAAUAGCGAGUACUAAGCGCGGGCCCUGCCUGGCGCCCAACCCUGUGUGCAUGCAGAAGUGAUUCGAAACAAUGUGC